UGAGCUUUCCGAGCUGUUGUGGCAGAAUCAGGCAGAGAUCGAUUCUUCGUUGUAGAGGUUUAGUAGUUCAGUCCCGACGAAGACGAAGAUUGUGUCCCACCAUGGCCAUGUCGACGAUGGAGCGUACCAGUUCCACCUCAAUGGCACAAUGACUACUGCAAUCCCUGGCUUCUCGCGGAGUCCAUAACUCAGUUUCCGGUUGCUCGAUCUUGUUUGUUUGUUUUCCUCUGAGUGGGAGUUCCGGGGACGAGGUGAUCGAGUCUGUAAUUCGAGGUCGGAUUGUGGAGCGAUUUGGCAGUGGAUGUUGAGUGGCCAGUGAGCUCGGUACCUCAUGACCUACCGAGUUGUUACGGUUUGCCACGUUUCCAUUCUCCUCUCCUUUCUUCCGUCUCCCUUGCAAGGCAAACCUCCAUUUAGAGUUGUAGUUGGUUGUGGAAGUGUUGGUGAAUGAGUGAAUGAGUGAAUGAGUGAGACGUGUGUGUGGUAGUGUUUCGUGGCUUGAAUUUUAGAUAGAUGAGGAACGAGUUGGACUAGUAGGAAGGACGAUGUGGAUGUUGUGGAGCGGGGUUGGUUGGAAUGCGAAGCGCGGUGCUGAUGAUGAAAAGAGGUUGGAUCGAGCGAUUAAUUAGAUUUGGAGGAGUUGUUGCUUGACAAGAAGAAGGGGGUGAGGAUUGAAGAGACAUCGCUGGCUCAUUCAAAUAGCAGGAUGCCUGGACUGCGAUACGAGUUCAUCAUGAGUCCUUUCUCGAACUCGCUCAACCUCAGUGGCGGUAACAUGCUUUCCCGUCACACUGGGGGAAUCUCGCGGGAAUGGGAAAUGUUGAGGUCUAGGAAUGUGCCUCACACUCUUAAUCAGCCCUCGGAGGUGCGUCGUACUCCUCAGUGGUUUCAGCAGAGCAAGAUAGAUUCAAAGAUCAAUUUCUCAGUUACUGAGAAACGUUGGACCUCCCCUGUCGUCUUGCCGGAUACCAGCUACGAGGGCGAGGAUUUGCAAGCCAUGGUGCAUGAUUUCAUUGAGAACGAUUGCGUGGAACACAUGGAUGGAGCUGAUGGCGAUGGUGACUCUCUUGAAUUAACUCUUAGUGAAAACCUGCAGAUGUUGACGAAUCCACACAAUACACGGGAACGGGAUCUUCUAGCUCACGUGAAGCGUCUCCUGCUGACACUGUAUGAGGAUACCAACCUAAUCUGUAACAGCAAUAGCACCAAUUGCAAAAAGACCUGCAUGAAGCGGUUCAUUGUUAGGCACUUGAAGGCCUCUGGAUACAGUGCUUCGGUUUGUAAAUCCCAGUGGCCAAGCUCCGGCCAUGUGCCUGGGGGCGAGUACGAGUACAUUGACGUUGUUCUCGAAGGAGAUCGACUGGUGGACCAUUUCCUCGUGGACAUCAAUUUUCAGACGCAGUUUGAGAUCGCAAGGCCGACCCCACAAUACAAGGCAGCUCUGAAGAGUCUCCCCAUUGUGUUCGUCGGCACGAUAGCCAAUCUUGAGCAGGUUUUGGAACUCAUGUCGGACGCUGCCAAAGUGUCUUUGGAUCAGAAUGAUAUGCAUCUGCCGCCCUGGCGAACUUUUGACUACAUGAGGGCAAAAUGGUUAUCCAAAGUAGAUAGAAAGCUUGAUUUCAGUAUUUCCCCAGCUUCCAGGGACUCUUCCGGUCUUCGUUGGGGAAAUAAUGGAAACCUGAUUCACCACGAGGCUAGGCAUUGCCACGAUGUAGUCAGGCAUUUCAAGAAUUCCUCCUUACUGAGUCGAGUAGCUCAGGAUGGUUCGAUACACCCCGAGAAAAGAGAGAAGGCAGGGAGCUCCACUGCAGGUUAGGUUCUCUUGCUGCGCGAGGCGAGCAUUAGCGAAAGAAUUGAGCGGGUUUCUUUACUUGCUCAAAGUGGCGCCCAGCAGUGGAUCAACAUCCAGCUACAUCGGAAGUUUUGUAUUUGUAUUCAUUACGUGUGCCGAAUAUAGCAGUAGAGUAUUGUAUAGAGAAAAGAUUGGAAAAGUAAUGACGACUUUGGAGGUUCAGGUUGGACUGUACAGGUUACUGCAAGCCCCAGGGUUUUUCUACUGCAUCAUGUCUAGAUGAAGAGGAUCAAAAGGUAUUGGGAGGCCGUUUCAACAUUUUGACGUCAACAUAUGGUACAUGUAUGUAUGUAAAGCAACUAUGUGCCAAAGCAACCUUCUUAGACAUGAUCAUCAUCAGCAGGGGAUGCAAUAUCACUCAUGCCUGCCCAGAUGGUGUCCUUAUAGCAGUCUAGUAGAUUUAUGUAGGACCCCUUCUGCUCAAACUACACUGUAAUGAGACUCUUCAAGGACUAGGAAGCAUAGUUUUGCAGAGGACUUUGUGUAAAAUGCUUUAUAUUUGUUUGGUUGAACUAGUUCAGUAGACUAGACUAGACUCUAUUUUUAUUUUUUAUUUUCUUUUUUUUCUUUUGGAAAGAUGGAGCUGUAACUGAAGAAAAUAGAUGGAUAUGUGUAGACAGUAAGGUGACCUGGUGUAUCUGGGUCAAGAUCAUGCUUUCAUACACUUUUUGUUUGAUAAUAAACUGUAUUCAGCCAUCUCAAAUAGAUGGCUUUCUCGUA
This is a messenger RNA of Physcomitrium patens, 2572 nucleotides long. RefSeq lists its product as uncharacterized. The record is from RefSeq and is a predicted model, not a curated record. NCBI's taxonomy places the organism in Eukaryota, Viridiplantae, Streptophyta, Bryopsida, Funariales, Funariaceae.